UCUGGCCCAUAUGACAGUUGAAGGCUACUUGUAAUCUCACGUCGGCGAAGCGGUGUUCCCCCUAAUUCUUCGUCCCCUUCGCGGCUUCGCUUCCGCUUCUCGCAGCGCGGCGAAUCCCAAAUCCGCGCCGAUCCGACCCGAAUCAACCGAGAGGCAGGGGACACGAUUCGAAUCGAGACAAGCGCCAUGAACGCGAGAGGCUACCGUAGCAACAGAACUUCUCUCUUCGAUGGCAUUGAGGAGGGUGGAAUCCGAGCAACAUCCUAUUCUUCCCAUGAGAUAGAUGAACAAGAAAAUGAUCGAGCUAUUGAUGGACUGCAGGAUCGUGUCAGCAUUCUUAAGCGGCUGUCAGGUGAUAUCCAUGAGGAGGUGGAGACUCAUAACAGAAUGCUAGACCGAAUGGGGAAUGAUAUGGAUACAUCAAGGGGUUUUCUCUCUGGAACUGUGGACAAAUUCAAGAUGGUGUUCGAGACCAAAUCAAGUCGGAGGAUGGGAACCCUGAUCGCAUCAUUCGUUGCGCUUUUUCUGCUGGUUUACUACUUGACCAGGUAGAAGCAUCCCCGAGGAAACCUAUGUCGGCUGGUGCGCCGGUCUACUUAGGAUGCAGUAUAUACCUUUGUGAACUCACUGUCCUGAAUGCAAAUUGCAAAGUAUGUUGAUCCUGGUGUCGCGAAUUCUGCACUGUAUAACGAUCACAGUUGCUCUGUUGCUGUAACUAAAGAAACAGGAUUAAUCUUUGUUGUCUGUUCCUCUGUCAUGCUGUGCGUAUGAUAUACUAAGCAGUGCACCUACUUGUAAUGUUUACCAAGAUGUAUCCAGUUGGUUGCCUUGUUGCUGGACUUGUUUAA
Messenger RNA from Panicum hallii, 848 nucleotides. Its product is annotated as bet1-like SNARE 1-1. The coding region runs from base 187 to 552 and encodes 121 amino acids. The transcript is spliced from 6 exons. NCBI's taxonomy places the organism in Eukaryota, Viridiplantae, Streptophyta, Magnoliopsida, Poales, Poaceae. The record is from RefSeq and is a predicted model, not a curated record.